This is a messenger RNA of Uranotaenia lowii, 2388 nucleotides long. Its product is annotated as alanine--glyoxylate aminotransferase 2, mitochondrial-like. The transcript is spliced from 6 exons. NCBI's taxonomy places the organism in Eukaryota, Metazoa, Arthropoda, Insecta, Diptera, Culicidae. Gene Ontology annotation, biological process: glyoxylate catabolic process. The record is from RefSeq and is a predicted model, not a curated record. Gene Ontology annotation, cellular component: mitochondrion. Bases 296 to 1798 code for a protein of 500 amino acids. Gene Ontology annotation, molecular function: L-alanine:glyoxylate transaminase activity; pyridoxal phosphate binding.
GACCGCGCGGCGCUGCAGCUCAUUCAGUCAGUCAAAGUUAACCGUCGUCGUCACAGUGUGUUUAGAUCGGCGCGCCCGGAACCCGAGCUCUUUCUUCUCCAAGAAUUGACUGCUGGAUUAGAAGAGGCGCUUCCUGACCUAAGUUGAUUUCAAUUGGAUAAAUUAUCGGAAAAAUAAGACGUUUUGUGAGACAAACUGUUUUUUAAAUUUGAAAUUUGACGUCCAUAGUUAAGUGUAACGUGGAAGGAGUCGUUUCGUGAAAGUGAUAGUGCCAACAAACGGCUAACAACAGAGAAUGAUGCUGAAGAAGCUCCCGUUAUCAACAGCCCCAACGGCUUCGCGACUGAUCCAGCGAUGCCUUACUGUCCAGGCUAGCCCUCAGGAGGUACCGGAACUGCCAAAGACAGACCAAACUUACAGCAAACGUAGCUAUGAGGACAUUACCAAGCUGCGCAAAACCUACCUCACCCCUAAUGUCACUUCCUACUACAAGAAACCGCUGCUCAUUCACAAGGGUAGCAUGCAGUGGCUGUUCGAUCACGAGGGCCGCCGCUAUUUGGACAUGUUCGGAGGAAUUGUGACCGUCUCGGUGGGCCACUGUCAUCCGAAAGUUAACGCCGCCCUGGAGGAACAAAUGGGCCAACUGUGGCACACGACCAAUAUCUACAUGCACCCCAAGGUUCACGAGUACGCCGAAAAGCUUACCUCCAAGCUGCCGGGAGAUCUGAAGAACGUUUACUUCGUCAACUCCGGGUCGGAGGCUAACGAUCUGGCGAUGUUGAUGGCUCGCCUCUACACCGGACAUCAGGAGAUCAUCAGCUUCCGUAACGCUUAUCAUGGCGCUUCACCCUACACGAUGGGUUUGACAGCUCAUUCCACCUGGCGCUAUCCACUUCCGGGGGUCAGUAAUGGGGUUAUUCAUGCGAUGAACCCAGACCCCUACACCGGCAUUUGGGGAGGUAAAAAUUGCCGCGAUUCACCAGUUCAAACGACACGUCAUUGCGACUGUCCACCGGAUCAGUGCUACGCCUCAGGUCGAUACUACGAACAGUUGGAGCAAAUCUUCAAGUACUCGCUGCCACGUGGUAAGGUAGCUGCACUGUUUGCGGAAUCGAUUCAGGGUGUCGGUGGAACCGUCCAAUAUCCCAAGGGUUACAUCAAGAAGGCCGCGGAACUGGUGCGGGCCAAUGGAGGGUUAUUUGUGGCCGAUGAGGUGCAGUCUGGAUUUGCUAGGACUGGGGAGCACUAUUGGGGCUUCGAGGGACACGACGUGAUGCCGGAUAUCGUUACGAUGGCCAAGGGUAUCGGAAAUGGGUUCCCGAUUGGAGCAGUCGUAACUUCCAGGAAGGUGGCGGAUGUUCUGUCCCAGGCACUGCACUUCAACACCUACGGAGGAAAUCCGUUGGCCAGUGCUGUCGGUAUUGCGGUUCUGGAUGUUAUCGAUGAGGAAAAUCUGCAGAAGAAUGCUCGAGAUGUCGGAACCUAUCUUUUGCAGGGAUUGGAGAAGUUGCGCGACAAAUAUGAUAUCGUUGGAGAUGUCAGAGGAAAGGGUUUGAUGAUCGGUGUUGAGCUGGUGGCCGACAAGCAGACACGUCAACAUCUUAGCGCCCCACACUUUGUGGAAAUCUGGGAGAUGUGUAAGGACAUGGGAGUUCUGUUCGGACGAGGUGGCCUCAACGCUAACGUACUUAGAAUUAAACCGCCCAUGUGUUUAACCAAAGAAGACGUGGAAACUGCCAUCCAGGUGCUGGACAAGGCACUGGAAAAGCACUGCGAGAGCGCCCAGAAACUUAUCUGACCCAUUCUAGACUGCGAUGCACCUUGGGAUAACCAAUCCAAAAUGAAACUAACAGCAACCAUACAAUUGAUUUAAAAAAAAAACAUAGAUGAAUUGGAGUAAUUAAAAUAGUGCACAAAAUUGGAAAAUAAAUUCACGCGUUCAUAUUUAAAAGUUCGGCCAUUGGUCAAAAUUGGUGCUAUUGCUCCUUGUGUUGUAGAAAUCCAUAACCCCAGAUGAGUUCUGGGUCUAAAUAAUCCCUCUAGAAAACGCGCGCACAACACUGUAGUCAAUGUUUCUAACAACCUUCCUCGGAGGAUUAGUAGAAUGUCGGUAACAUUUCCUUACAUAUUAUAACUAAGGCCUUUCCUCAUGGUAAAGUAUUUCGGUAUCGAAUGAUACCUAUCAAUUCAUGUACAAAAUCAUAUUCAUUCUUAUACCAGCUUAUGAUAAUGAUGGCGAAUAUAUCAACUAACUCAUAUGGUGUGAAAUUCUAUAAAUCAUUCGUCACUUUAUGCAUUUGUCAUUACUGCCUAUCAUAAAAUUGUAUGUUUUACAUUUGAAUAUUAAUACAACUUUUAAAUUAUUCCCAUUUAAAAAAAAACUCAACU